Molecule: messenger RNA, 12517 nt
Organism: Mercenaria mercenaria
Lineage: Eukaryota; Metazoa; Mollusca; Bivalvia; Venerida; Veneridae
Product: golgin subfamily A member 4-like
Exons: 29
Coding region: 108-7286 (2392 amino acids)
Biological process (GO): Golgi vesicle transport
Cellular component (GO): Golgi apparatus
Molecular function (GO): small GTPase binding
Source: RefSeq, a predicted model, not a curated record
GCAACGAGAAGAAGCUGACAUUUCCGGUUGCAGACACCUGUAAAUUUCACAUAAAAUAUGAAAUUAACUCCAAUAUUCGCUUUCUAGAUACGUGCAUAUGCUAAAAUAUGUUCAAGAAUUUGAGAAAAAAGCUUGAGCAAGGUGUCAACCAAACCCCUUUGAAAGGAGCACUAGCAUCGGCUUCUAAGCUUUUAGAUGAAAAGCCACCAGAAAAUCCUCCAUUAGCGGAGAGCACGCCAAAGAAACAAGGAGCGAAUGAAGAUGGAAACCAAUCCAAUGCUUCAGAUGUGUCAGGCUACGCGACUGCUAACCAGUCACUGGAAGGAAGUCCAGCCACAAUACCAGUUGGUCAGUUGAUAGAUAUACCACUACAAGACACUAGUAGUGAGUCUUCAGCGAGCAACCUCCCAGGUGAUGUUACACCUCGUGCCUCACGUUCAAGAACAUCCUCCAUCAGUUCUGUGACCAGUGACAGCUCAUUCUUUACCAAUGUUAGUUUUCCACAGCACCAUUACUCGCUUCCCUCCGACAUGGAGUCAGAAAUGGACGAGUCUGGGACAGAUCUCAACACGGUCAGUAAGGAGGAUCUCUACCAUUAUAUACAGAAAUACCAGAAGAGGGCCACAAGGUAUAAAUCCAAGUUUAUGGAGCUUGUCACAGUUUAUAAAGAUAUGGUUCAGGAGAGAGAUAAAUUCAAGAACACAUUAACACAGUCGCAGGACCGUGCAUUCCGUCGUAUCUCCGAGUUGAAAGAACAGAUACAGCUAGAUCAGAAAGCCAAAAAAGAUCUUGAAGAAAAUUACAACUUUGUCAUUGAUGAAAAGGGAGAAUUCAUAAAGGUUUUACAAAAACAGGUGCAGCUGUUGAAGGAGGGUAAGGAUAUUCCUCCAGAUUUACAGGAGAAAAUACUGGCUGGUAAGGAGGAGACACAAGAACAGUCAGAGAAGAUGACACAGAUGCAAGCAGAAGUGAAUUCCCUGAAAGAAAAGUUGAAACAUCAAGAUGGUUUACUACAGCGGUGUAAAGAAAUCAUUAAGUCGAGCAAAGAGAAAUAUUCCCAGCUGUCAGAGGAGAAGACUGAAGUGGAGAAACAACUGGAAGACACAAACAUGGAACUUGUAAAAUUAAAGGGCAGUGCAUCACCAGAUACUGUAUCAAAACUGCAAAACCAGAUCAAACAGGCAAGACAGGUUAUAGAACAGUUGGAGACAGACAGAGAGAUAGCCAUUGCUGAGGUAAAGCAGCAAGUUCACGAAGAGAUGGAGAGAAAAGAUCAGGAGUUAUCUGAAGUAAGGUCACAGACACAUGGUAUGGUUGAAGAAAACAAAGAUCUCAAGGAAAAGAUUGAAAAACUUGAAAAGGCUUCUGCUGAUCAACUUGAAAAAUCAAGAGAAAUAAUAAAGCGAUUGAAAGAAGACAGGAAGAGAUUGAUAGAUGAAUAUGAGGGAAAACUUAGAGGGAGAGAAGAACAAAUGGAAACAGAGAAAGAAAGCCUCGUUCAGGAAAUAUCACGAGGAAAAUCAGCAGCAGUUACGUUGAUGCAGGAGCAGGCAAGCAAGCAAACUGAAGAAAAGGUGAAUGAGGCUCUAAUAGAGAGGGACGAAGUUUGGCAGAAAAAAAUGUCAGACCAGGAGAUGGCACAUCAAGAAAUUGUCAUGACUAAAGAGAGAGAAUUGCAGCAGUUGCAGGCCAGAUUAGAUGAAGAAGUAGGAAAGUUAAAAGCUGAAAAUGAACAUUCUGUAAAAUCAAUUCAAGAGGAAACCAGAAACAAACUACAGGAGAAGGAGCAUGAGAUGCAGCUUGCUAUGGAGGAGAGAGACCUGCACAAAAUGGCCACCCUGUCUCAGCAGGACACAUUGAGAGACGAGCUACAUGUCCAGUUAGAACAGCUGCAGAAGGAAAAGUCUGAACUAGAAACACUGGUACACCAAAUGCAAGUGGAGGCAGACAACCAGAAACAAGAAUUUGAGAAGCAGUUGCACGACCUGCAUGACAAGGCCGGCCAACAAGUGUCAGAGUUGACCACAGAUCACGAGCGAUACGUGGCAGAAAUCUUGACACAGCAUGAGAAGAGUAUGCAAGAAAAAACUGAUGAUUUGGUUGACAAGCAUGCAGCUCAGAUUGCCGAUCUCAUACGUAAACAUGACGAUCAAAUGCAUGGAUCUAAUGCAGAACUUGAAAAAUACUAUGCAGAAGAAAUGAACAAAAUGAAGGCCAACUCGGAGAGGAUGUUAUUGGAGAAAAAUCAACAGACUGAGAAACUUAACAUUAUGUUGAAUCAGCUACGGUCAGAUUUAUCAAUAAAGGAGCAAGAGCUGGAGCAGAGGAGUGUGGAGUUCAGAAACAAGAUGGAGGAGACAAACAAAAGUUACAAGGAGAGAAUUGAGAUAUGUGAUCAGUUACAAACUGAAUUAGAUAAGGUAAGAGGAGAGUAUGAAAAUAACAAGUCUGUGAUGGAGAAAGAGUUGGAAGAACUAAGAAAGAAAGUGUCCAAUAUGGCAGAGUCUAAGGAUACAAAGGAAGCUGAAAAUACAGAGAUUAAAAGACAGAUGGAUGAACUGUCGGAACAACUAACAUCUGUAACAGAGAUUAAAUCAAGUCUGGAGACAGAGAAUGGAGAGCUGAAAUCCCAGCUGGACAGACUGAACAAGGAGGUGGAGGAGAAGUAUGAAAGUGCUGAUAGUAAAGUUAAAGAUCUCUUGCAGCAGGUAAAUGAGCUGGAGUCCCAAAAGAUGGAUGUUGCACAGGAAAAGCAGAGAAUCCAUGAUGAAAAUAAUGAAAACUUGAAAAAGAUCAGCGAGUUAGAAUCCAGUAUAGCAGACAAGGACAUUGAGAUUGAACAGCUAGGUGUAAAGAUAAAAGAUCAUAUCACUGAAAUUGAAAGUCUGAAAGCAGGGAAUGAAAAGUAUUUGAAAGAUAUUGAGAACAUGAGAACUGAACUUGAUUGUAAAGACUUGGAGAUCAAAAGACUUAAUGAGGAAUUAGAAAAUGAAAUGAAAAAACAUAAAGAAAUGAUUUUGUCAAAGGAUGAGACUAUCGCAGAAAAGUGUCAAGAAUUGGAAAAGGAAAAAGAACUUAGAACUGAAGAACAGAAAGCUCUGGAAGAAAGUUUUAAAACCAAGUUUCAGGAGAAACAGAAUCAGUUUAAAGAGAAUUUUAAAAAGAUGAAAGAAAAGUUUCAAGAAAAAUUGAAAGAAAAAGAUGAUGGUUUUGAAACAAAACUGCAAGAUAUUAUGAAAGAGAAAGAUACUGGAACAGAAGAUUUGACAAAGAAGUUGGAAAGCCAUUAUCAGCAGCAAAUGGUUGAAAUAGAAGAGAAGCAUAAAAAUGAAAUUCUCAGUACAACUAAAGAAUUUGAAGAUAGUAUAGAAAAAAUUCAAGAGGAACACCAAAAACAAAUUGAUAAUUUUGAAGCUGAAACAAAGACAUUAAAAGAGAGUAAUGAAAAAAUGAAGAGUGGUCUUGAGGAAGAAAUCGAAACUUUGAAAUCAAGUGCUGAAAAGGUUAGAAGUGACCUGGAAAGUGAGAUACAACUACUUAAAAGUGAUGCCGAAAAGGAUAAAGCCAGUUUUGAAGUGGAAAAGGCAAAAUUAAUUAAAAGCUAUGAUGAUCAAGUUGAAACUUUGAAAGAACAGUUUAAUUUGUCAAAUGCAAGAAUUGAAGAGUUAGAAGCAAAGUGUUCAAAUUAUGAAAGUGAAAAAGAAGACCUAUCUAAAAGACUGUCUGAAUUAGAGAACAGUUCUGUUUCACAGGUCACAGAAGCAAGCCAAAAAUGCGAAAACUUGAAUCACCAGUUGUAUAGCAUCUCAGAAAAACAUGAUACAGAAAUCCAAGAAAAAGAAACCAAAAUCUCAGAACUGUCUGAUACAGUUAAAAGUUUACAGAGCACUAAUGCCUCUUUGGAAGAAAUGUUGAAAGAAAUAAAUACUCAGUGCCAAUCUAAAGAUGAUAGAAUGCUUAGACUGACUGAAGACUAUGAGACAAAUUUGCAGAGUUUAAGAACAGAGUAUCAGAACAAAAUUAACAGUAUGGAAAAUGAAGUGGAAGAGUUGAAAAUAAAAUGUGGCGAAAAAGAUAAAGAAACAACUAAGGAGAAAGAGCAGCAUCUUGCUGUUGUUGAAGAUUUGAAACAAAGACAUGAAAAGAGAAUUUCUGAGAUGUUACUGAAUGAUGAAGAAUUGCAAACACAUUUGAAAGUUUUGAAUGAGAAAGUGUCAGAUACUGAGAAAAAACUGCAAGAUUGUAUAGAAAAUUAUGAGAGGCAACUUGAAGAAUAUAGGAGUAAGUUGGAGAGACAGGGUCGUGCUUUGAGUGAGGAAAAGGAAGUCUUGGCAGCACAGCUGCUUGACAUGACUCAACAGGCACAGCAGAAAACUGAAGAACUUCAGUCACAGUUGAAUUCAAAGCUGAGUGAAACUGAGCAAGUUGCUGGUUUGAAGCAGAAUUUGGAGCAUGAAAAUGAAGUGUAUAAAGAGGAGAUUAAAACAUUGAAGUCAUCUAUAGAAAAUGAAAGAAAAAAAUGUGAAAAAUUAGUAAAUAGUGAAAAAAAACAAGGCAGUAGAAUUGAAGAAUUGGAAAAGGUUUUAGCAGAAGCUGAAAAGUUGAAAAUUGAAAACUCUGAGAAAAUAAAUAUGAUGGAACAGAGCUUGAAACAAAGUGAGGAUUCUCACAAAGUUGCAUUGGAAGAACUUGAAAAAUCUUGGCAAGAGAAAAUGAAAGAAAUGAAGUCAAAAUUUAUGGCAAAGUUGAAAGAAAUUCAGUCACAGGGUCAAGAAAAGGUGAAAGAGACAGAAGAAGUUUUAAGAGUGGAGAGAGAAGGAAGUGCAGAAAGGUUAGGAGAGUUGGUAAGAGAGAAGGAAGAAGUCUCUUCAGAACUUGCUCAUGCUAACACUAAACUUUUACAGCUAGAACAAAGCAAAGAAACUAUUCAAGAAAUGGAACAGAAAAUUAAAAAGUUAGAAGAAAGAUUAAAAGAAAAUGCUGAAAAACAAAAUCAGUUAGACUCAGAAAAGGCCGAUUUAGACUUAAGAAUGAAAGGUUUAGUAGAUAGUGUUAAUGAAAAGGAUACAGAAAUUCAUCAGCUGAAAUCUGAGAAAAUUAGUUUAAAAUCUAGUGUUGAAACUCUUGAAGAAAAGGUUAGAAGUACUGAAGAGGAAUUAUCUAAUUUAGAAACAAGUAUUUCUUCAGGGAAAAGUGAAUAUCAAAUUAUCUGUGAUAAAAAUAAAUCCUUAGAGGAAACUGUGACUGCACUUGAAGAUGGUUUAAGAAAGAAAAGUGAUGAGGUGGUUCAAAAGGAGAUGUAUAUUGAAGAAAAUAUGCAAAGUCUUAAAAGUGCAAUAAAUAGUUUAGAAUCUAACAAAUUAGAACUAGAGUCAAAGUGUAAAGUUAUGGAAGAGGAAAAAGAAUCAUUAAAAUCUGAAUUACAUAAUCUGAAGGAAAAAGAAGAAGUUCACAAAGUUGAAACAGAGAAGUUACUGCAGUCAAACAAUGUGGAAUUAGAAACAAAGAGCAAAAAUUGGGAAGUAGAGAAAGAAUCUUUAAAAUCUGAAUUGAAUAGUCUUAAAGAGAAAGAGCAAGAAUUAGUAAAGUCACAUAAGGUUGAAAUAGAGAAACUAAAAGAGACUCUAGAAGUUGAAAGUGCUGAAAAAGUAGCUGAAUUUAAGAAGAAGGCAGAACUAUACAUUUCACAGGUUAAGAACAAGUUGAAAAGUGAAAAGGAAACAGGUUUGCAAAAGUUACAGGAAUGUUUAGACCAGAAAGAUACAGAAUUGUCUGAAUUGAAGACUUCAAAGGAUGAGUUGGAGGAAAAAAUGCUCAAUCUUUCAAAGGAGCAUGAAAAGGAGGUCACUGAGCUAAAAGAGGAAUUGAAUAAAUUGAUGGAAGAAAAGAAUAGUUUUACUCAAGAACAGUUGCAAAGAUCAGAAGUAACACAAGGUGUAGUAGAACAACUAAAGGCAACACUAGACAGUCUUAAAACUGAGAAAAAUGAAUUAAAUGAAAAACUGAAAACAGUGAAUGAAGAGAAAGGCAAAUUGGAUAAAUUGUGUCAAGAAAUGAAAGCUGCCAACGAAAAAGAAUUAAAGGAGAGCGAACAAGAAUACCAGACCAUGAAGAUUGAUAGAGAUGAAGAAAUAGAAAAAUUGGAAGGACAGUUAAAGGUAGAAAAAGAGAAGUGUGAGAAAGUGAAAAAAGACACUGAACUGCAGUUACAGGAGAGAGACAAUGAACAUAUGUCUAAAAUUAAACAGUUAGCCAAGGAGUUUAAUCAGCAGAUGCAUGAAAAAGAAAAAGAAUUUGAAGCACAAAUGUCGGAAGUCAUUGAGAGGAGUAACCAGGAAGAGACACAGAAAGAUAGAGAGCAAUCUGAACUACUGGCUGAGGCCCAGAAAGACAUCUAUGAGAGAGACGAGAAAAUAGAUGAACUCAAAUUAGAUUACGAGUCAAGAUUGAAGGAGAAGGAUGCAGAGAUGAGACAGAUACAGGCAGACAAUAAAAAGUUGGUAACAGAGAUACAGCAGAGACAUGAGAUAGAGAUGAUUGAGAUUCAAGACAAAAUGAGACAGUCUCAGGAGAAAAUGUUAAUAGAGAAGGAUGUUAUGCAUAAAGAAGAAGUGGACACGCUAACUCAGGAGUGGCACAUUGAGCGUAAGUCAGCGCCAUCAUUGUCAGCAGCACCUCCGCCUGCUAAAUCAAACACUCAGGAGUUGCUGCACUAUAACCAGCUGACUAUGGAUGCGGUACAGACGGGGCUCGGGUCCGGGGACAUGGGCCAUCAGAUGAUUGCUCUCACCAAACAGAUAGAAGACCUGAAAGAAAAACACAGGCUUGAAAUAGCAGAAUUGAAAGGUCAACAGGACAUGAAGAAGUCUUAUUUACCUCAACCAUUGAUUGCCUCGCCAGAGGGGAUAUCUGGCUUUACAGAGGAUAGUUCAGAAUUACAGAUCAUGAACUUACAGGGACAAGUUUCACAACUGCAAGGUGAAUUAGCACAGAGCAAACUGAGAGAGAAGGAACUGAUAAAUAAGGUUGAAGACAGUAUACAUUCCAACAGUUACUCCCACCAUCCCCCUAGUCCUGGAUAUUUUACUGAUGGCACCCCAUCAGGACCUCUUCUUACAGAGCCUACACAGCUAGAGUAUUUGCGAAACAUUUUGUACAUGUAUAUGAUGGGAAAACAGACUAAAACCUUGUCCCGGGUGAUCGGUACUGUAGUCCAGUUCUCAGAAGAUCAGAUGAAACAAGUGUUGGCGAAAGAGGAUAAAUUUCACUGGUUACCAAACAGUUAGCAUAAGCACAACAUGGUUGUGGACUAUCAGUGAUGCAUUGUUAUUGAACUGUGAAGCAGUCCAAGUUAAUGUAUGAGAACCAAACAUCUACAGUGGAAAAUGACAUGGUUUAGAUUCCUUAUGAAAGAAACAUAUCACCUUCAGAAAAAAAAUUCUUUAUUUUAUAAUUGAUUAAUCGGGGUCAAGGUUAUUAAGGUUUUAGACCAGGCUCAGAAUUCAACAUUUUCAUUGGUCACUUGCAAGUUUUAGUUCAGAAUUGACUCAGAUGAUAUUUAUUUAUUUUUUGCUAUUAACUUACCAGAUAAAAUAACUUUUAGUUAAAUAAAUGAUUUUCAUAUCGGACCCACAAAUAUGCUCAAAGCAGUGAAUGUUAAAGCCUUGCUUGCCACUACUGAGUAUUUAGUUGCUAGAAUUUAAGAAGACAAUUGAAAUGGUGCAUGAACGUAAUGCUGUGAGAUUUAUUUAUGUUGCAAAUGUGAAUAGAAAGUAAUGCUAAUACUUCUGUUGUAAAUAUUAGAAGCAGAUGAUGUUGCCAGAAUUUAUUUGUAUGAUUUUGCUGUUAGAUAUAGUCAAUUAUUCAUUCUUUGAAAAUGCAUUUAUUUAAUUUUAUAUACUAUAUUAGUCUAGACAAUGGUCGUUUGUUCUUUCAAGUGCAUUAUAAAUUCAUUCUACAUCUGUUUUAUUAUAAUUUGUAUAUAAAGUACGAAUGUCAUGUUAAAAAUGCUGUGACAUUUGUUUAAAGAGAAAUGUUUCAUAUAGACAAUCUUGAAUAAAUUAAAACCAUUCUAGACCUGGUUUCUGGCUGUUGAACUACGUUUGUAGACCAGUCUCAGAAUGAAGCCUUCUCAUUGGUCAUUUUCAGGAUUGAAUUCAGAAUCAACCAAUCAGAAGUUUCUGGAGUGGUCUGCAAACUUGGACUUAUAGCCCUUAGCCCAGUAAUAGUAUAUUUUCCUGUAACUUUUGUUUGAUGUAAUAUUUGAGAUUAAUUAUGUAAGUCUUUAGAUAUGAAAGAGUUAUAUCUUUGGCUCAGUGCAUUAGUUGAGUGACUUCAAAUCAUUUACCCCUAACCUUAAACCACUGUAGGUAAUACUGAAAAUAAAGUGCAGAGAGGGGCGGCUGUUAGCUCACUUCAGUAUUUCCUGAAGUUUGUUGGUAAUGACAAAAUCCAACAAAAAUAAUCAGAUAGGAAAAGACCUGCGGAUAUUAUCCAGUGGAUGAAGGAGUGUAAUAUGUUUCCCUUCUAGGCAAUGUUGAUCAAACUUCAGUGCCACCAAAAGCAUUAUUUCUGUAUUAUCUAAACAGCCCUUUGCAUAUUUUGUCGAAUAACUCCACCUCAGUACUUUGUGGAUAAGUCCGUUUCGUAUCUCAUUCUUAGGUUGUAUUAUCGUGCAAUCAGAUAGGGGUAUCACCUUUUUAGCAUCCAAGUCAAAUCUAGCAAAAGUAGCAAGGUUGUAAAAGGUUAUAAACCUUGGACUUUUAUAAGUUACUGGUGCUGACUAUAUGUUGUCAUUUUAUCCUAAUUUUAUAUCCAAAAAGUGAUCAACUAUCAGGCCUAUCACUUUCUGUAACAUACUUUUGAAACAGAAAACAUAGUGUAUGUUAAAUUUCAUGUGUUUUAUGUUUGGAAAAUCAGUUCACAUUUUUGUAUUAAAUCUUAAAACACUGGUAACUGCUUGAAUUUGUCCAGUAAAUUUAAUCAAGCAGUUUACUAUAUUCCUGUAUAAAUCUAAUUAGUUUUCUUGAAAGUUUAGUAAAUAUGCCAUGUAUUUAAGUUUAAAACCUCUGGAAUGUAUUACAGAGGUCUGAGGUAUAUUUUAUCUAGUGCAAGUAAUUUCAGCAACUCUUUCAUAAACUCAGAAUGUGGAAUAUUACAGUUGCCUUAAUAUUUUGAAAGGAUUGAUCUUGAUCAAAAGUAUUGUCAAAUUACCAGUUGAUUCUUUGAAGGAAAUUUGUUGAACUGAAGGCACAGAUUUGUCAUUUGGCAGCAUUCAUGACAGUCACCUAUUUAUUUAUGUUUUUCAUCAGAAAAUCACUGGUAUACAUAUUUGUUAAAUAAAUUUUAAGUUUUGCAGUGUAUUAUGUAGCAGAAAAUGUUAAUUGUUUUGUUUGUUUUUCUGUAUGCAGUUUACUGUUGCAUGGCUACUUAUAUAUUUUUCAUAUUUUGUUAAAGAAAUUUUUCAUAUUUUAUUACAGUAUUUAUUGCUAAGUGUAUAAACUAUUUUGCUUAAUAUAUUAUAUAUUUGCCUUCUUUAUUUUAUUUAAAUUGUUCAUUCUAAAUUCUGUCAUUAUAAUACAUUGUAACUAAAGUUUGUACACCUGAAAACAGUUUUUGUAAUGUAAUUAUAGUUCCCUCCAACCCUUCUCUCUGUUGCCAUUAUAAAAUAUGUUCCUUUUGUGAAAGACAUCUGUUUAUGAUUUGUCAAGUCCUGAUUUUAAUAACCAUGCAGUCAUGUGUUCAAGACGCUUUUCAAAAUGUUUAUGGUCCUCUAAAAACAUACAUGUUUUUACAGUUGCUGCAGAUAGUAUAAUAGAGAUUUUCUGCAAUUAUUAUUUUACCCACGGUAACUUUCAUUGAGAAAUUGUUGUCUAUACAGGUUGUCUGUACAGUAAUAUGAUCUGCUUCCAUUGUAUAAUUUUCUUACUUAUUUUGCCAAAUAUAAAUUGAAUAUAUAUUUUUAUACUCCCUUUUGAAGGAGAGUGAGGUAUAUUGUUUUUUAUCCUGCCACAACCUUUGAUUUUGUUAAAAUGGGCCUGCUGUGUAAACUACAGACAUGUCACCCUGCCUUUAUAAGGCAGAUGCUGACAGACUUCAUUUUAGUACACAUUUUUAUGCCCCCAGGCAUAUAGCGAUUGAACUGUUUGUUAGUCCGUCUGUCCGAACCAGAUUGCCUACAGCCCACAUUGACGACCCAAUUUUGUUCAUAUUCACACUCGGCAAUUCUUGUGGCAAGACCUACAAAUUGAUUUAUACACAAGUUACCUUCACCUUCAUAUGACCUUCACCUUCAAACUUAAAACCUUAAUAAAUGUUUUUGGUCCUACAGCUCACAAAAAUGACCCAAUUUAGAAACUGACCUACAUAUAGAUGACCUUGACCUUCCAUCUGUACGAACCAGAUUGCCUACAGCUUUUGGCAAGACCUACAAACUGACCUAAUUAUAAAUUACGUAUAACUUAUAUCUUCAGACUUAAAACUGUAAUAAACAGUCCGCAUGAAUUACCCAAUUUAGGUUUUAAUCACACUCAGCAAGACCUACAAAUUGACAUUUAAAUAUAUAAAUGACCUUGACCUUCAUAUGAGUUUCGCCUAUAAAUUUGAAACCUCAAAAAUUAAGAUCUUUGGUCAUAAACAUUGGGGCGUGAUUUUGCAUUUUUAAAAUGCAGCUCCUUGCUUAAAUGGAAACAUUGCCAAAUAUCCUAAACUGAUUCUUCAUCAAUAUCUGAAACAUAAUGUAGAAUUGAAUGCAAUAAUAACAUACCUGCUGGGCAGUUUUAAGUAGUCUUAAGUUCAAACAGACUUGCAGGACUCCGACCAGUUAUUUUGUAACUAAAAUCAGCAUAUUUUGUAAUGCAAAUGCUCCUUUCUAUUAAUUUUGAAUCUAUGUGAAGCUCUGUUUAUACUUUCAAUAACAACGUCUUGAACAAAGUUUAACAGGCACAAAAAAAUUUGAACUUUACACACAUCGAUAUAUUGAUUAUCUAUUCGAGUUUUUAAAGGUCAGAAUUACAGUGACUUAGACUUAAAAAUUGUUUCUGGUCAACAGUGUGAGAAUGCUUAGACCAGCAAACCCCAUAGCUUGAUUGUUUUUGGUUAUUGUUUUGGGGUCAUUAGGUGAAAGGUCAGGGUCAUAGAUAUCUCCUGCAAGCUAUCACUUUGUGCAUUAGUUGUGUGAUUUACAAACAGAUUUUGAAGUAAAGGGAAAAUAGUUGAAAUAUGAAAUAUAAACUGUAUGUCCAUUUGUGCACUUAAGAUUUGUGUAUUUAUUGUUUUAUAUAAAGUGUAUGCCCGUUUGUGCACUUAAAUUUGUAUAUUUAUUGUUUUAGCAUAAGCUUAUAACUGCUUGUUAAAAAAUUGGUCCACAGCUUUAAAUUUUAUCAAGCAUUACAGAAGAAGUCGUUGAUGUAGAUGGAUAAUUUCUGGUUAUUAAAUGUAAGUUUGGUUUACAGUGCGUAAAUUUAAAAUGGCAUGAAAAUUAAAAAGCCUUAUGUCGAUUGAUGAUCAGUAAGGCUUGAAGGUCGGGCUGCUUCUUUAGUACCAGUGGUUGUCAACGUUAGACCUUAUUUGAGAAGCUCUUGAUGCUGUCUGUAAUUGUUUCAGCUUUGAAACUCUUGAUUGUGCCAUCCAGGAUUUUGAAGUAUUUUGUUUUUGUUUAUUUAGUGACAAUAAUUUAGUUCAGAUAAAGCUUUUCUGUUAUGAGUGUAAUAAUUCAUUUCAAGUGUUUUUAUUCAACUUUGAAGUAAAUUAUUUGAUGAACAUCUGUAAUAUAUUGGUAGACAUUACACAGUGUUAGGCAUUACUGGGCAUGCCUCGCCAUUGUAAAUGCCUUUGGAGUGAACAUUGUAACAAAAAUCAUGUAUCAAUUAAAUUGAUAAAUCCAUGGAAUUUCAACUUAUGCUUUAUGAGAAUGAUAUAAUUCUGUAUAUUUUUAAGAAUUUUUACUUGGUAACUAACUCAUUAGGUAGCUUUUAUACAUAAUUUAUAGAUUAAUAUUGCCUAAAAUACACUGAAUCUUUUUUUUUUCUUCUCUAUUUGCACUUGCUCAUAAAUGAAAGUAAUUUCUAAGUCAGAAAAUUUCCCCUGAAUCUGGAGACAUUCAGCUGCACAUUUGAAAUACAGUGCAUUGUCUUUUAACUCUUAGUAUCUGGACCAGAUUGAUUCUGCCUUUGCGACCAGUGUAGACCAAGAUCAGUCUGCACAUCCAUGCAGUCUGAUCAUGGUCUGCACUGUUCGCUGUUCAGUCAGUAAAUUUUCAGUAAACAUACCUUCAAAUCAUAAAUGGUACUGCCAAAAUUGGAAGAUGGAACAGUCCAUUAUAGAAAUUUAGCAGGGUAAGGGUUAAAUUCCUUAAAGGCAUAUUUUCUUUUAUUCACAAUUCUGAUUGCAAGUCAGUUCAUUUGUUGUGGUAUGUCUUGUUGAUCCAUCACAUUGUUAAAUGAUGAUAUAUUAAAUAUUUUAAGAUGUAUUUUGCUUUAGUUGUGCUCAUGGGACCAAUAAAAUGAAAUAAAUAUGA